Crotalus tigris (Tiger rattlesnake) is the source of this 2022-nucleotide messenger RNA. RefSeq names its product vomeronasal type-2 receptor 116-like. Bases 1 to 2022 code for a protein of 673 amino acids. Lineage: Eukaryota; Metazoa; Chordata; Lepidosauria; Squamata; Viperidae. Gene Ontology annotation, molecular function: G protein-coupled receptor activity. Gene Ontology annotation, biological process: G protein-coupled receptor signaling pathway. The record is from RefSeq and is a predicted model, not a curated record. The transcript is spliced from 4 exons. Gene Ontology annotation, cellular component: membrane.
AUGGAGCUUCUCUUUGCUCAGACUAGAUUCAGCCCCAAUUUUAAGUGUGGCAUUCAAAACAAUCCAGCUGCAGUUAUUGGAGGACCUGAUAUCUAUUUUCACAUGGCAACCAUACUGGACAUCUACACAGUUCCCCAGCUGACCUAUGGCUCUGCUCCAGUCAUGGAUAAAGAGACUCAAGGAGUUUUCUUCCAACAAAUGUUUCCAAAUGAAUCCCAUCAACAUAAGGGCCUCCUCCAGCUUUUGCUAUACUUUAGAUGGAUCUGGAUUGGAGUUCUUGCUGUAAAUGAUGACCAAGGGGAAAAAUUUAUACAGGAGGUGCUCUCCACUUUUUACCAGCAGGGCAUCUGUUUUGAUUUCAUAGAAGAGUUCCCAAAGGUAGAUUUUUACAGUGACUUUACGGAUGUGAUGGACGAAACAUGCAAAACCUACUCUGUUAUUGCAAAAAGCACAACCAAGGUGAUUGUCUUAUAUGGUACAAUGGAAUCCAUGAAUUUUUUGAAAAUGUUAGUGCAGUAUUCAGAAGUGGAGGAUAUGUCAUUGAAAACAAAGGUCUGGAUCAUGAAUGCUGAAAUGGAUUUCACGUCCAUUUCUCUUCAAAGAGAUUGGGAUGUAAAUUUCCUCCAAAGUGCUUUAUCCUUUGCAGUUCAUUCAAAGGAGCUGCCAGGCUUCCAGAAAUUUCUUCUAAUCAGAAAUCCAAGAACAGCAGAACACGAUGGGUUUCUAAAGAAUUUCUGGCAGCAUGCAUUUAGGUGCUUGUUUGACAACUCUCAUCUAGAUAAUAAAGAUGGCACAAUCUGUACAAGGAAGGAGAAGAUGGCAACCCUUCCUGCAUCUGUGUUUGAAUUUAGCACAACUGCCCACAGCUAUAAUGUGUACAAUGCUGUCUAUACUGUAGCUUAUGCUUUGGAGGCAAUGCAUUCAUCAAAACUCAAGCACAACUUUAUUGUGGGGAGAAGAGGGCUCAGGCUUCAGAAUCAGCAACUGUGGCAGGCACAUCCUCUUUCUUUGUGUAAUGAUCCUUGCCAAAGAGGGUAUAGCAAGACCAAGAAGGAAUCAAAACCAUUUUGCUGCUAUGAUUGCGAUCCAUGUCCAGAAGGAAAAUUUUCAAACAAAGAAGAUAUGGAAGACUGUUUUCAUUGUCCAGAAGGUCAUUAUUCAAACCAUGACAAAGAUGCAUGCAUUCCAAAACACAUAACUUUCUUAUCCUAUGAAGAACCCUUAGGGAUCAGUUUAGCUAUUUGUGCUCUUUCUUUUUCUUUUACCACAGCUCUGGUGCUUGGGAUCUUCAUUAAACACAAAUGCACUCCCAUUGUAAAAGCCAACAACUGGAAUCUCACCUACAUUCUCCUCGUUUCUCUCCUCCUCUCUUUCCUUUGUGUUUUAUUAUUUAUUGGGAAACCUGAUAAGAUUGUGUGUCUCCUUCAACAACCUGCUUUUGGAAUCAUCUUCUCCAUGGCAGUUUCUUGUGUGUUAGCCAAAGCCUUUGUUGUGGUCCUAGCUUUUAUGGCCAUUAAGCCAGGAUCUAGAAUGAGAAAAUGGGUGGGGAAAGCAAUGGAGAGUUUCAUUGUUCUUUUUUGUUGCCUUGUUCAAACCACUAUCUGCAUCAUAUGGUUGGCAAUUUUUCCACCAUAUCCAGAUUUUGAUAUGCACUCAAUGUCUGAAGAAGUCAUCAUGGAGUGCAGUGAAGGGUCAGUCACCAUGUUCUACUGUGUGUUAGGUUUUAUGGGUUUUCUUGCGCUGGUCAGUUUCUCUGUUGCUUUUCUAGCUAGGAAGUUACCUGAUAGUUUCAAUGAAGCUAAAUUCAUAACUUUCAGUAUGUUGGUCUUCUGCACUGUUUGGUUAUGCUUUAUUCCUACUUAUAUAAGCACAAGAGGAAAAUACAUGUUGGUUGUGGAGGUCUUCUCCAUGAUCUCCUCCAGUGCUGGCUUAUUGAUGUGUAUUUUUUUUCCCAAGUGUUUUAUCAUUGUGAUGAGACCUGAAUUGAACAAUAAGAAUCAGAUAAUGAAAAAAAAGUUUUAA